Trichoplusia ni (cabbage looper) is the source of this 3142-nucleotide messenger RNA. It is a transcript of the gene Sult, whose product is annotated as estrogen sulfotransferase-like. Gene Ontology annotation, molecular function: sulfotransferase activity. The coding region runs from base 59 to 1093 and encodes 344 amino acids. Gene Ontology annotation, cellular component: cytoplasm. The transcript has 7 exons. NCBI's taxonomy places the organism in Eukaryota, Metazoa, Arthropoda, Insecta, Lepidoptera, Noctuidae. The record is from RefSeq and is a predicted model, not a curated record. Gene Ontology annotation, biological process: sulfation.
CCUUAGUGUUGCGAAUUAAUAUCACAGUGUGUUAGAGAACGUUAGUGAAACAGGCAGGAUGGCGCCGCAGUUGGAUUUACCGUACGAAAUGAAAAAUUGUACGCCCGAAGAAGAAAAGUUGAUCCGAAAAUGUGUCCUAGGUCAUACGAGAAACUUCGUGAAAUGUGGAAAGGAAGGGUACGUGAUGCCCGGUAGCUUCAAGAAGCAUGCCCAAGGAAUAUACAACAUGCAAGUCCGUCCGGACGACGUGUGGGUCAUCACCUUUCCUAGAUCUGGCACCACCUGGAUGCAGGAGAUGGUUUGGCUAGCAGAAAACAACUUGGACUUCAAAUCUGCAAAGGAUAUUCCGUUGUACAAGAGAUUCCCUAUGGCAGAGAUCACAUCACAGAUUCCAGAUAUUGCAUUCGAGCUUAUCAAACUGAACUUCUUAAAUUUGAAGAGUUUCCAAGGUCUCAACGAAGCUGUCAAGGUUCCAAGCUGGAAGUCAUUGGAUAAAGCACCCUCUCCUAGAUUUAUUAAGACUCAUCUUCCUCUGUCGAUGUUGCCUCCUAACUUACUGAAUACGGCCAGAGUGGUGUAUGUGGCAAGAGAUCCCAGGGAUGUAGCUGUAUCUUACUAUUAUUUACACAAGAUGAUCGCCAAGAGUUUGAUGCGGUCAAACUUUUCGCAUUUCUGGGAAGCUUUCAGACGGGAUCUGUUGCCUUGGACGCCGAUAGUAUCUCAUACAAAUGAAGCUUGGACGAAGAGGCACCACCCGAACCUACACUUCGUAUUUUAUGAAGAUAUGUUAAAGGAUUUACCAAAGGAAAUUGGAAAUGUUUGCAAGUUCCUGAAUAGGCAGUACAGUGAAACUGAAAUCAACCUCCUCGCGAACCACCUCAGCUUCAAGAGCAUGCAGAAAAAUAAAAAUGUCAACAACACAGUAAAUGGCGAUGACAGCAUACAGUUUGUGAGGAAAGGUGAGGCUGGUGGAUGGCAAACACACUUCGACGAGAAAAUGCAACUCCAAGCCGAAGAAUUCCUCAUUGCACGGCUGAAAGGGCUCGAUCUGUCUUACCCGUCGUUCCCUAUCCAUGAAAUAACCAGAUUAUAAUAUUUAUUGGAAUCAGCUCAAACUUGAGCGUGAAUGUAAAAAUUGCGAACAGGAAUGCAUGCUGUCGUUUGUACGUGUGAGAAAGGAGCUAGUGUUGGCUUGUUUAACAGUUGUAUCAAUAUAUGUGUGUAUGUUGUAUCAAGAGUACCCUUCAUGAAUGCAAAGUGAAGCGACAGUUUUGAUGGACUUUAAGAAAGGAAAUAAUGUCAAGACUAAUAGAAAUUUUAAUUUACAUUGAUAAGGCUCUAAUGAUGGAAAUGACAUGUGCUGUCAUAUCAUGUAGUCAAGUGACUUUAGACCUGUAAUUUUCAUAAAUUUGAGUGUUGUUUGAAAUGUCGUUCCUAGUUGAAAGGUAUGAUUCGAAUCAUUUGAUAUAUUUUUGAAUAAUACGCCAGAGAAACAACGGUGUCAUGCAAAUUGCUUGGGAGAUGAAUGUUUUAAAUUAAGACAUUAAUGGAUCAAUUCGUUUUUAAGAUAUUAACUUCUUCUGUAGUUUUUUGUUAAAUGCUGAGUGGGAUUCCAUCGGAGUCACAAUUAAUACUGUGAUACUGUAUUUUACUUAGAACUAUUUAAUUUCUUGUACCAUUUUUCGCCAUUUUCUAGUAUUGUUAUUUAUUUAAUUAAUUAUAUUAAUUAUUAUUUAAUUAAUGUGUCUUAUGAAGGGAGACCGAAAUUGUUAAGACUGGUUGCCAGAAUAGGAUAGAUGAUGACGUUCUUACAAAGUUAAAAUAUUAUUAUUCCAUCAGAAAGCUUGUGAAAGCAGAGCAGAGCUGACGAAACGGUUCAUUUCCAUUCGCUGUGAUUUAGUUUGUAUAACAAGAGAAAAAAUAUGUAUUCAUUGUUAUUCAUUAAAAUACAAGUCAAACAUUGUAAAAAAAACGUCAUCAUCCUAUUGUAAUGACAAAUCGAUUUUCAAAUCAGAAGUCUGUGACAUUAGGUACCAAUGACUUUACGUACUCUCCGAGGCUCGGAGUAUGCCAUUGACAAAUGGUCACCCAUCCAUAGACCAACCGCAGUGAGCGAGGCUUAACCUCAAUUAUCAUUAGUAAUUAAGAAGCGAUGGUGAUAAAUGUUCCUAUUAGAAACUAUGUGAUGAUAUGGAAUUGUUUUUAAUUAUUAUCAAACGGGUCUAAUGCGGUUUUCCAAAUAAAUUAUAAUUAUUCUUAAUAUAGGCUAGCAAAUAGGUUUGUUCUUGUAAAUUGACAAAUAUCAUAAUGCUGCAUUUAAGCUUUUUAAGUAAUUUAUUUAUCUUGUAAAUAUUAUUAUUAAUAUUUUUUCUAAUUUAUUUUCGUUUUGACAGCUGAAUGCCUUUGACACGUUUGUCUUUUACAUUUAUUAUUACAUUUCAACUUCUUCAUCUUCAUUUGUACAUACCAUUAGUUUUAAGAAUAAUUUAACGCUCAAUUUAUUUAAUUAGUUUAAGAUCUCGUCAAUAUUUUGGUUUGACGUGUCGUAUUAUAUGCUAUUUUUUAAAAACUUUGGGUCUUCUUUUUCAUUGUUGCAAUGAGACGCCGUCCCUGUCAUAGUAGCUGCUAUUUAGAAUUAAUAGAUGAAGAACUAGUCGAUGCCAUCCGUAAGACAGAUUUCCAAAAAGUUUGGAUACAGAUUGUUUCUUAUAUCUCGAAAACAAAAAAUGAAUGGUACACAGUGAAAUAAUAUCUCGUGUGACGUCCUUUACCAGUACGAUUUUACAAACAAGUGAUGUUACUAACCCUCACUAGCUUUCGUUCCAUUAACAAGUGUUUUUAUUUUUCCUAACUUUUUUUUUUAAUGAUGUGAUAAAAUGAAAACUAUGUAUUCAAUAUUUUCGCGAAACCUGUAUGACGGACUAUUCACAUUUUUCUAUGCUACAUUGUGAUGGCAAAUGUUAAUUAUUAUCACCAAUCUUAUAAUUGUACUUUAAACUUUAAUAUGGUUCGUGAUGUAAACGUAAGAUGAUCAAGCAUUUUGAAAACCGACAUAUUUUACCAACUGUAUCUCGGAUCGCUAUUUAUGACUUAUGAUAAGUAUUUAUAUGAUGAUAAGAAUUAAAAUUCAAGGUUAAGAUAA